This is a messenger RNA of Symbiodinium sp. CCMP2456, 849 nucleotides long. NCBI's taxonomy places the organism in Eukaryota, Dinophyceae, Suessiales, Symbiodiniaceae. The record is from the annotation of a GenBank genome assembly.
AUGCGAGGAAAACUGCACAAAAGAGGAACUGCAACCUUCAAAAGACCGGGGCCACUACCUCACGCCUUGAGCCUAGGGCUUCGGGAUAGUCUCCUUGAUAACGGAGAGUCAGACGAAAAACAACAUGGAGAAUUGUCAGCAGUGUCGACCUUCAUCACCACGCGGUUUAAGGUUUCGGGUUUAGGCUGUCAUCUUCUACAGCUAGCCCCUAAACCGCUAAGCCAUAAACCCUUAGCCGGCCUGUUGGUAGAGCCGAGGUACAGGCGUGUUGCCCUCCUGUUCCCCGCCUUCCACCCCUGGAUCGCAUUGCUGCGGCUGAGCCUGCUAACCUCAUACAAGGUGCGAGUGUCCCUGAUCUUUCUGAAGCUCUGCACCGCCGCGAGCACAAGUGCUUUGUUCUUCACGAGUUCCUCCCCGGGUCCUGACUCGGAUCCAAACUGUAAAAAGCCGCAGACUCUUGUGGCGCAGCUUGUGCAGAAUACUGUGGUGGGUGUGGUCUCUGCACUGCUCGGUGACAUGAUCGUCUUCGCUCUCUUCUUGGUUCAAAAUCGCAGUCCCAUAGAAAAGGACUGGACAGAACAGUCGAAGAGGUGGCAGUUGAGGGUUUGGAAGUGCCGAGCCGUGGCAUUUUGGUUGAUUUGGUUGGUCUAUUCGCUUGUAUGCUUGGUCUACACUAUGCUGUUCUUGGCGAACGUCCGCCUGGUAGAUGCGCACGGCUGGUUAAUGAGCACUGGCAUGAGCUUACUCCAGGACUUGGUGAUACUUCCCUUGUUCCUGGCUUUGGCACUCGGCUUGAUGGCAUCGGUGGCACUGCUCAGCAAGGGGAUUCGCAGAAGGACGGGCUGCUGA